Cannabis sativa is the source of this 1368-nucleotide messenger RNA. RefSeq names its product stemmadenine O-acetyltransferase-like. NCBI's taxonomy places the organism in Eukaryota, Viridiplantae, Streptophyta, Magnoliopsida, Rosales, Cannabaceae. The transcript has a single exon. The record is from RefSeq and is a predicted model, not a curated record. The coding region runs from base 1 to 1368 and encodes 455 amino acids.
AUGAUGAAUAUUGAAGUUGAACAAAUAUCCAAUGAGCUUAUCAAGCCAUCUUAUCCAACUCCUAAGAAUCUUGGGCGUUACAAACUAUCAUUACUCGACCAAUCAUCUCCCAAAUUCUACGACCCUUUGCUAUUUUAUUACAAAAUGAAAAGUACUACGACCAUUAUUCCGGCCAUCAUUCUAAAAAGGUCCUUAUCAACCAUCUUAACCCAUUACUACCCUUUAGCUGGACGACUCGAAAAGCAUGGACAAUUCAUCAAUUGCAACGACGAGGGUGUUCUGUUCGUGGAAGCUCAAGCAAAAGGGCAACUUUCUCAAGUUAUGUCCAAUCCAAUAGCUCAAGAACUCAACAUGUUUUGCCCUUUAAUUUCUCGCCAUGAUGAAGGUGACAAUGUUCAUCAAAUUCUAUUUGGGGUUCAACUUAACAUGUUUGAGUGUGGAGGAAUCGUUGUUGGUAUUAGCUUUUCUGAUAAAAUUGCUGACGCUUUGUCAUGGAUGAGAUUUAUCAAAACUUGGGCGAUGAUGGCUCGAGCCGGAACAACCACCAUGUUACCAAAAUCGCUUCGUCCUGAGUUUGUCUCUGCAGCUCUAUUUCCCCCUAAACCCCUAUCCUUGAAGAAAAGAGAGACUGAUACCAUGAAGAAAGGUAUCAUAACAAAGAUUUUUGUUUUCAAUGGUUUCUCAGUUGAGGCCUUAAGAACAAUGUAUUGGGACAAAGAAAACAACAUUAAUAUUCGACCUUCGCGUGUUGAGACUUUAUCUACUUUCUUAAUAAGUAGGUUUGAGGCUGCGUUGUCAGCCGCCGAAGCAGCAAAGCAGAAAACAGAAAGGUUUUAUACCAUUUUGCACACUGUGAAUCUUCAUCCAAGGAUGAAUCCACCUGUGGCUGAAAACUCAUUUGGACACUUUUUAGUGUACACAAGCACACAUGUUCCGGCCUCGAGUAUUAAUGGGGAAGCUUCUAUUACUAGUGGGAUUGUGAAGAAGAUAAGAGAAGGUGUUAAGAGAGUGAACAAAGAGUAUAUUGGUAAACUCCAAAUGGGGAUAGAUGAUGAAUCCAAUAUGAUCAAACAAAACUCAAAAAGUGUAGAGAACAGAGGAGGUGAAGUGAUUGAAUUUCAGGUUACAAGUUUGAGUCGAUUUCAUUUUUAUGAAAUUGAUUUUGGUUGGGGUAAGCCUGAUUGGUCUAGCACAGGUGCUUGGAGUUUUGAUAAAAUUAUUGCUUUUUUUGACACAAGUGAUGGUAAUGGAAUUGAAGCUUAUGUUAGUUUGAAAGAGGAAGACAUGGCCAUGUUUGAAGCAGAUAAACAGCUUUGCAAAUUUACCACUCCUAAUUAUUAUUUUCCCCAUGUCAACUCAAAUCUUUGA